AUGGCACCAGCACCCAUUGAUCCCACCAUCACGGACUUUGUCGUCCAGAAAAAAGACACCUUGGGACUGCCCGAGCCGGCGUACCAGAGACUCGUGAAGGCGGGCAUCGAUCUUUCAAACGGAUACCCGUACCGCCCGAACCGGCCGUUGUAUCUCCAAGACGUGUACAACAUCCGGAACAACGAGCGCAAGCACGUCGACGCCGGUGCUCGCGCCGACAAGUCAAAGAGCGCUCUGUUCUCCGCCGCGACCAAGGUCACCGACCUGACGGCCUACAUUGGCACCGAGAUUGAGGGGCUCCAGCUCAAGGACCUCACCGACCAGCAAAAGGAUGAGUUGGCGCUGUUGAUCGCCGAACGCAGCGUGGUUUUCUUCCGAGAUCAAGACAUCUCGCCGCAGCAGCAGAAGGCGCUGGGAGAAUACUAUGGCGAGGUUGAGAUCCAUCCUCAAGUCCCUCAAGUCCCAGGUGUUCCUGGCGUCACGGUAAUUUGGCCCGCCCUGCAAGCGCAAGAGUUCCCGGCCAGCUUCCGCAAGCCGGGAGGCGCUUCGCGGUGGCACACGGAUUUGGUCCACGAACGACAGCCCGCGGGCAUCACUCACCUCCACAACGACACCGUCCCACCCAUCGGGGGGGACACGCUCUGGGCCAGCGGCUAUGCAGCCUACGAGAAGCUGUCGCCAGACUUUCGAAAAUUGAUCGAUGGUAAGUACGCCGUGUACCGGUCAGCUCAUCCAUACCUCGACCGUGAGAACCCAACGGGCGGGCCGAAAUAUAUCGAACGAACUCAUCCGUUAGUCCGCGUGCACCCGGCGACCGGCUGGAAGGCGUUGUGGGUUAACAGAGCCAUGACUGAUCGAAUUGUCGGGCUUGACAAGCCCGAGAGUGAUCUUAUACUGGGGUACCUGUACGACGUAUACGAGAAGAAUGUUGAUAUCCAGGUUCGGUUCAGAUGGACGCCGGGCACGAGUGCUCUUUGGGAUAACAGGAUCACGAUCCAUAAUGCUUCCUGGGACUAUGCUGGCAAUUACCCGCGACACGGCACACGAGUCACUUCUCUGGCGGAAAAGCCCUUCUUUGACCCUAGUGCGCCGACGAGGCGGGAGGCUUUGGGACUGUUAGGGCCGGAUGAGAAGCAGGUCGACGGGGUCCUGGUAGAUGGUUAG
This is a messenger RNA of Fonsecaea nubica, 1164 nucleotides long. RefSeq lists its product as hypothetical. Gene Ontology annotation, molecular function: 2-oxoglutarate-dependent dioxygenase activity. Gene Ontology annotation, cellular component: cytoplasm. The record is from RefSeq and is a predicted model, not a curated record. Bases 1 to 1164 code for a protein of 387 amino acids. The transcript is spliced from 4 exons. NCBI's taxonomy places the organism in Eukaryota, Fungi, Ascomycota, Eurotiomycetes, Chaetothyriales, Herpotrichiellaceae.